GACAUGGACACAACAAAUAUGAAAACGCAGAUAAAGAGACGAAUCAGUUUUAGUGGCAAAAACUCAGUUAGGGUAUUUCAUGGAGAAGAAGAACCAAAGACAUGGAAUAACUCGUAUGAAAUUUCGGAUCAUUUAAAUGUGAACGAAACUGCAUCCAAUUUAGGUGCACCAUCAAUGAAUAAAAACCCACGAAGUUCACUCAAAAAGAAAGAAAAUAACAAGGAAAAUAUUGUUCAAUCUACUACAAAGCAACAAGAGAUGCAAAUGGAAAUCAAUUACCAUCAGCAAAAUGUACUACCCAUUAGCAACAAUCUUUCAAUCCUUAGUGCGACUAAAGAUCUGAUAAAUGUUUCGUAUCAAAAUCAAAAUAGUAAAAUGCACCAUAUUGAGAAUAGCGUCGACAUAACACUGUACGAUAGAGAAAUGCAAUUUCAAAUGGAACAAAACAAUGCUGGCGAAGAAACAAACAAUUUGUAUAGUUUUUCAUUAGAAGACCAUGAAAAAGAAGCUCGAUCAACUAUAUUUGGUGAAAGAACAGUUGAUUUUAUGCGAGAAUUAAGGGGUGAUUCGUCAAAUUUGAGAGACGUUUCAGAAAUAUGCGAUAUCAAAAGUGUUACAGUUUUCACAGAAUAUAUGGACGAGGACCAAUAUCUUGAUUUUACAUGUACCAAAGGUAAAAAUGCAAAGGAGCCAAUAACAAUUUAUAUGAACGAUUCCUUGUCAAUAUCAAGCAAUGAGCAGGAUUCAGCUUCAAACAGAAAAGCUAACAAUAAAAGAAAAACCAUACAACAAGCCACAGAUAUGCAUCUAUCACCCAAUAUGGCAAAACAAUAUGACAAAGAGAAUGUUAAUCCAGUCUCAACAAGAAAUACCAACGAAACUCAAAAUGAUUGUUUCGAAAUGGAAAUUAACGAAGAAAUAUUUUCGCAACCUAAAACAAAUGAUGUAAAUGUUGAAAAAGAAACGAUUGCGUUUCAUGAAAAACUAAAUCGUUUGUCUUUUUUACAAGAAUCCGAUGAUAAUAUGCAAAUAGAUCAUAGUCUACACACUCGUAAUAGAGAUCCAAAUAUCAAAUCGAGGCCAACGAUCAACAUUAAUGAGACCAUUGAAAUGUCACCAAAAGAUACAUUGAGCAAAAAUAAAACAAAUUCCAGACAAACAAUCACUUUUAACCAACCGAUUGAAAUAUCACCCGAAAGCAAAUGUAUAAACCCUCAGAGAAAUAAACCUCGAAAGAGUAUUAAUUUUAAUAAGACAAUUGAACUUUCUCCGAUUAAUGUAAAUAUAAAACCGGAGUAUAAUUUUUUUCCUAAAGAUAAGUCUCGGCAAACUAUAAACUUUAAUAAGUCCAUGGAAGUUGAUUCUCAAAUCGGAACCGUUGCCGAGUGUAGCCAACAUGGAGCCAUACCCAAAGUAAAAGCUCGUCCUACUAUAAAUUUUAACCAACCCAUAGAAACCAGUCCACCCAAAGUUAAAAGCAAUUUACCCAGGCAAACGAUUAAUUUGAAUGAAGAUAUAUGUGAGUCUCCCGUGAAGUUAAUACAAGAUCCUGUUUCUGCCAACAGCUUAAAUGCGCCAGCCAGUAUCAGCAAACAAGGCCAACUACCUAAGUUAGUUGUUCGCAAGAUAUGUGCACCACUUGUAAAUAAAACAAAAAAUCCAAUUGAUUUGGAGCAACAAAGAAUGCUGCGGUACAAAAAGAAAAGAGAACAAAAAGUGCAGACUGGUAACGUUAAAGAUGUUGAAUCUGUAGCAAUAGCAACAAAAAAUUCACCAAAAGCAGAUAAAUCCUUAAAUUUCUCAUUGAAUAAUGUAAAAAAUAUGUCUAUGUCGUCAGAAUCGUCGUCACCUUUAAUUCCAUCCGAAUUUAAAGCGUUCAAUCUUAAGCAGUUAAAUGAUGAAAUUGAACAUGGUAAAAUAAACGUCUUUGCAAAUGUUCCCAAAACUCCCAAUACAGAUCGAAAGGCCCGAAAUGCCGCAUCCAACUUUCAUUCGAAACAUGAUCAAUUAUCUCAACCAUCCACAAAACAAAGAAGAACUCUUGUCUUUGAGGAUGUAGACAUACCGAUAUCGACCGACGACACCAUGAACAAGAACUCAAAAACUGUAAAAUCAAAUAACUAUUUCGAUUUUAAUAUUACACAAGAUGUCGUCGUUAUACAAGACAGGAAAAAUAAUGCUAAAUACCGCUACUCACAAGCCGAUGAUUUAAUGCUGGACAAUACAAGUUUUCUAACAAGAGCCAAAUUGAGUGAUGAGACCGUAUCCAGGAAUAGUUCAAAGAGGGAAGUAACACAAUUGAAUGACAUCAUGGAUUUAUUUGAUGAAUCAUUAAGGGAUGCCGCAAGUAAACUAGAUAAAGGUUUGCCAGGUUCAAGUGUGAAGAAUAAAAAAUUGUGCUAUGAUACGCUUAGUUCCAUGUUUCAAAAUGCCAAACCAAUAUUUACACAAACAAUUACAAAUAUAAAAGAAUGUAAUAACUUUAUAGAUGCAUAUGAUAUAAUGGACAUUUCAAAUGAUGUCGAAUCUUGUAAAUUUAAGAAACAUGGACAAAAUGUCGACAGCAACAUACAUCAUAAGGUGCAAACUAUAUAUUUAAAUGAUAACAAGGAAUCGUGUGAUAACACAAACAUUUGUAAUAAUAUCAACAAUAAAAAUCAAAAUGAUAUUCAUGAUUCGCAAAGUGCAACAAGCAUUUGUGCAAAUAACGAAAUGGAAAAUGAUUACAAUUAUGGCCAGGAUAUGGAAAAGCAACAACAGAUAUCAGUCGAGAAAAGUACAAGGCAAACAAUUUUAUUCAACAAUGAUAUUGAGGAACAGGAUCCCAUAAAGAAGCAGAUAUCCUCAAGGCAAACUUUAUGUCUCAGUGAGGAUGUAGAUCAAGACUUAAAUAAUCAAAAUAAAGGUCGCUUAGGAAAAUGUGCAAGACAAACAACCUAUAUAAACACUAAUAUUGAUGAAUCAUUUAACACUGAUGCUAAGAAAGAAAAUUCAAUAAAAUCAACAAUUUUGUAUGGUCAUGAUGAUUUUCAUGUUGAUAUUGAUGACAAACCAAUUGGAAUUACUAUGCAUUGUGAAGACGAACAUAUAAACAUGCAAGAUAAUGUUGUCAAUAAUCGUCAAAUACAAACCUUGUAUUUUAACGAAGAUAUCGCAGAUGACAUGGUGUCUGAUGAGGCAAAUCAUCAAUUACAGGAACAUGUAAAUGUUAAAAAUAGUCACGAAAUAUCCGAAGAAUCUAUAAAACCUCGAAGACAUACCGCUUACUUUGGCGAUGAUAAUAUUAUAGAUGAGAAUUUAGUAAUGGCCAAUGAACUUGAGAAUUUAGGAAACCUUAAAAAUCAACAAUCUUUAAUGUAUCACCAGGAUAUUAACUUGGACGGAACUAUUGCAAUACAAUCAUUAGAAAAAUCAUCGAAUCAAAUUGAGAAUAACAUUGAAACUGAUCAAAUGGAUAUGAGCAUUAGCAAUUCAAAACCAAUGAGGAAAACACUGUAUUUCAACAAUGAAAUUCCGUUAGAAAAAGAGACGAUAAUAAUUGAGAAUAACAUUGGAACUGAUCAACGGGAUAUAAACAUUUGCAAUUCAAAACCAAUGAGGAAAACACUGUAUUUCAACAAUGAAAUUCCUUUAGAAAAAGAAUCGAUUCAACUUGUGAAAAAUGUUGAGGAAGAAAACACUAAAACAGGUAUUUGCAAUUCAAAUUCAAUGAGGAAAACAUUAUAUUUCAACAACGAAAUUUCAUUUGAAGCUGAAUCGAUUGAAACUGAGAAAAAUAUUGAAGCUGCAAAACAUGAUACAUUUAUUGGUAAUUCAAAGACAACGAGGAAAACGUUACAUUUCAACAAUGAUAUUUGCGAACUGGAUGAAACUAAAGCCCAGACUGUAGAUCAUCAUUUGUGUAAAAAAGUCUCACAAUCUAGAAAAAGCAUACAUAUAGCUCAAGAUAUGGAGGUAACGCUCAACGAGCUAAUGCCGGAAGUUGAAGACAAAUCAGAUCCUCCAUGUCCAAAUAAUGAUCAGUCGAUGGAACGCACUCUUGAUGCAACUAUUAGCAAUAAAGCUGAUACCAAAACAGGUAUGCCGCCACGUAGAAAGAGUAUAUAUACCGUUGAAUGUAUGGAUUUGGACGAACAAGAAAACAAUGCAAUUGUUAAUGAAUCCCAAGUAAGCACAAAAUUGCAUAACGCAGACGAUUUUAUUAUGGAUUUGAGUUUAGAUGUUGGACAGCCUAUUCAAAGUACUCCUGAAGAAGAAGAUGAAGUAGAAAACGUUUCUAAAGAAAGUAAAGAAUUGUCUUUGUCCGAAAAUGAUCAUCCAAAUAAAGAGAAGCGGAAAACUUUAUAUUUUGAUGACAAUAAUGAAAUGUCACUUGAUCAAACGUUUACACCCGCAGAAAGUUAUCAAUUCUCCGAGCCUGCAGAACCUAUAAAUGCCGCAAAAAUGACUUUGGCACGCCACAUCAGUUCAAAUUUACUGAUCCACAAAUCAAAAAUAACCAACAAACAGGAAAAUGCUCCAAUGACUCCUGUGAAAUUUAGUGGUAGUAACUCAAAUAAUCGUUUGUUUUUCAUGACACCCCGACUAUCGCUUUUGGAAUUUACAGCUGCUGAAAAGAAGGCUAGAGAAGAAGAAUUUAAUAGUCCCCUUCGAAACGAAAACACCAAUAAACGUUUACCCGUCAAUUUAACGCCAGUACUUUCAAUUCCAAAAAAGAGACAAACAUUAUUAUUUGACGAUUGUCUAAUGGAUGAAUCGGACACAUCUCCACCAAUUGUAAGUCCUAUCGAACAGGCUAAUGAUAUAGAAGAACCAAUAAAGCAGGUGCCAUUUGACCUAAGUAAGCACACAAUAACUAAUGAAUGUAGCAUUGAAAAAAGUUUAAGUUCUAACGAACAGGCUAAUGAUAUGGAAGAUACAAUGAGGCAGGACCCAUUUGACCUAAGUAAUCGCGCAAUUAGUAAUCAUGCAAUGGAAAUGUCCGGCAUUGUUUCAAAUGAAUCUGAAUUACAAACUCCGACAAAACAGAGAAAAUCUCGUAUUCCAAUACCUAUCAGCAGUGGGAAAAAAUCGAAUAAAUCAUUUUCCUUACUUCAAACAAGCGGCGAGAAUCAUAAAGAAACAGAUGCAAAACAGAUGGACGGUGAUAAUCUUGCGGAAAGCAUUCAAUUCAUGCGCAGGGCUACAACAUUUACACAAAUGAGAGACACAACAAUAAGAGCCACAGACUUAGAUGGAGAAAUUGUGCCAGAUCGAAAACCUUCAAUAUUUGAAGGUAAUCCUAUAACCAUCUCUGAUGUUACGGUCUUUUUUGAAGCACAAAGAAAAAGCAAUAGUCUUGAUCCACAAACUGUGAAUAGCUUAUGUUUAGAGCAAAAUGAAAUGAGUGGCCUUAAUGCUAUAGAAAAUGCUAAAAAGAGCUUGGAGAAUCGUUAUUUAAAUCUUACAUUGGAAGACAUAGAAAAAACCCGAUUAAGCCUUGUUCGGAUUUCAUACGAAGACCAUGAAAACAAUUAUGCGGAAGACAUAUCUCCACCAAUUGAAGCAGUUGCAAGUGAGGAUAUUGAAAAUAAUACAGAUUGGAAAAACAAGCGUCAGAGUGUGAAUUAUUUGCGUAAUGUUUCGGCUGUUUGUCGAAAAUGUAAACGUUGCCAGGACACGGUUUUAAAUGAAACAACUUCAAGUGCAUCCGAGUCUUUUGUUUUGCCUGCACUACCGCCACUUCCUGACUUGGGACUGGAUCGUCUAAGGCGUUUACGCAAACGGCCUGCUAUAGCGGAUGUUAAUUUUUUGUGGCAGCGUGUAAGUUUAGAUCGGACAAUAAUCAAUCCUCUUAAUAUUUCUGAUGAUGAUAGCCAAAUAAUAGUCGAUGUAGACGAAACUGAAGACGAGUUUAGUCCUGUAACACAAUGCAUUAGCAAUUAUAAAAGAGAUAUGUUGAGUUUUGAAAUGGAACUCUUGGGCAAACAACAAAAUGAUGCAUUUUCAGAAAAACUGCCUUUCGUUUUGAGAUUAGAUGCUCUUUUAAGUAUAAACUCAACAAAUUGGAUAUUUGAUUUUCAAAUGCAGUGUCGUGGUAUAUUACUCUUCACGCAUAAACAAAUGUUUACUUUUUCUGUACUAUUGACAUUUGAUGAAAUUGAUCCUUUGGGACACCAGAUUAGUAUAAAAUCGGUUAAACUUGAAAAGGGUCAUGUGAUGGAAAAGAAUUGGAAAGCAAUUGAUUUUGUUUUAGAUUUUCAAUUAAAACUAAAUUUACCUUUUGACAUUCAAUCUUUGUGUGAAGGUAACGAUGAAGCUGGUAUAGUAAAAAUGUUACAAACAAUCGAUCGAGUGUGUUUGGACACAAUCAAGAUGGGAAAUCAUUUACAGCGAAUAAGUUUUGCUAACCAAGCAUCGAUUAUAAGAGAUGGAUUCAGAAGUUACGUUCGUAAAAUUAUUCGAAAAAUUGUCAACGGAACUGAUGUUGAUUUAAAAUAUGUUGAGAAAACUGAAGUUAAAGUUGAAUUGUUAAAUCUUAAGAAGCUGAGCUUCAAAGAUAUUGCUACACCACCACUUCACCACUUCCGUGAAGAAAUUCAUCUACUACCAACUGGCUUGCAGUUUUUACAUGAAUUUCUACCGAACCCUUUGAAUUAUAUUAAUCAUCAUUAGUAUUAAA
Messenger RNA from Calliphora vicina (urban bluebottle blowfly), 6661 nucleotides. RefSeq names its product Spc105-related (gene Spc105R). The transcript has 8 exons. The record is from RefSeq and is a predicted model, not a curated record. The coding region runs from base 4 to 6654 and encodes 2216 amino acids. Lineage: Eukaryota; Metazoa; Arthropoda; Insecta; Diptera; Calliphoridae.